GUCAAGGCUGCAGAGGCCAUGAUGGAGUCAAAAUGACGACAUCCAAAUAUGACGUUGUUCAAGGAACGACUCCAUUCAGGGACUCGUGUGGGCCAAAGCGACUCCAAAAUGAAGUAAUGAUGCUCUCAUAUGCUCGCCACGCGCGCGAGAUUGUGAGUUCACCAACUUUUUUCGCGAUUCCACGAAUUGCUCGGCGCACUCAAAAUCUCGCUGCAUUUAGCUUCUGCCGCCUUCAUUCCUGGACACCCUGCAGACGCACGCCCGGUCAGCGUUCGCCGUUAUUCAAAUCUCAUCUUCCCCUGUUUUUCUCUGCUUACACUUUGUCGUCGUCAGGCCCUAGAAUGGGCUCCUUCUGUGCCCUAGACGAGCCUCUGCAUUAUCCUAUUGCUCCUAGAGACGAGUCUAUCAUCGAUGACUUCCAUGGCGUUAGGAUUGCCGAUCCUUAUAGAUGGCUUGAGGAUCCUGACGCGGAAGAAGUAAAAGAGUUUGUACAGAAGCAGGUUGAAUUGACGGAUUCCGUGCUUCAGCUAUGCGAUGCUAGGGAGAAGCUUCGUGAAAAGAUCACAAAACUCUUUGACCAUCCUCGCUAUAAUCCUCCCUUUAGGCGAGCAAAUAAGUACUUCUAUUUCCAUAAUUCCGGUCUUCAGCAACAAGACGUCCUAUAUGUUCAGGAUACUUUGGAGGGAGAACCAGUCGUUUUGCUUGAUCCCAAUGUCCUCAGUGAAGAUGGAACCGUCUCAUUAAACACACUUUCGGUGAGCGAGGAUGCAAAGUAUUUGGCUUAUGGUCUUAGUUCAAGUGGUAGCGAUUGGGUGACAAUACAGGUAAUGCGUAUUGAGGACAAGAAAGCUGAGCCUGAUAUUUUAUCCUGGGUCAAGUUUUCUUCUAUAAGCUGGACACAUGAUAGCAAAGGUUUCUUUUAUAGUCGUUAUCCAGCUCCCAAAGAUGGAGAAGUGGUAGAUGCUGGCACUGAGACGAAUGCUAACCUUUAUCAUGAGCUCUGUUAUCAUUUUUUGGGUACUGAUCAAUCAGAAGAUAUCCUUUGCUGGAGAGAUCCUGAAAACCCUAAAUAUAUGUUUGGAGCAAGUAUUACUGAUGAUGGAAAGUAUGCCCUUCUUUAUACUGAAGAAGGAUGUGAUCCAGUUAACAAACUUUACUACUGUGACAUGACUGCUCUUCCCGAUGGGCUGGCGAGUCUUCGAAAUGAAAAUGCCCUACUCCCAUUUGUCAAGCUUGUUGAUAAUUUUGAUGCACAGUAUCAAGCCAUUGCAAAUGAUGACAGUGUAUUUACUUUUUUGACAAAUAAAGAUGCUUCAAAAUAUAAACUAGUUCGAGUUGAUUUGAAAGAACCGACUGUAUGGACUGAUGUUCUCCCAGAAUCUGAAAAAGAUGUACUUGAGUCAGCAUGUGCUGUAAAUGGUAACCAAAUGAUUGUGAGCUACUUGAGUGAUGUGAAGUAUGUUCUGCAAGUGAGAGACUUAAAAACAGGCUCCUUGCACCAUCAAUUACCAAUCGACAUAGGCACAGUUUUUGGAAUUUCUGCACGGCGUGAAGAUAAUGUGGUUUUCAUAGGCUUCACUAGCUUUUUAACUCCUGGUAUCAUAUAUCAGUGCAAUUUGGAAAAUGAGGUUCCUCAUAUGAAGAUUCUCCGUGAAAUUAUUGUUCCUGGGUUUGACCGCUCUGAGUUUCUUGUCAACCAGGUCUUUGUGCCCAGCAAGGAUGGUACCAAGAUCCCAAUUUUCAUUGUUGCCAGGAAAAAUAUUGUUUUGGAUGGCUCACACCCUUGUUUAUUAUAUGGAUAUGGUGGUUUUAACAUCAGUCUCACUCCAUCUUUUAGUGUAAGUCGCAUUGUUCUUACAAGACAUCUAGGUGCUGUUUUCUGCAUAGCAAAUAUACGUGGUGGUGGAGAGUAUGGGGAGGAAUGGCAUAAAGCAGGCUCCCUUGCUAAAAAGCAGAAUUGUUUUGAUGACUUCAUUUCUGCAGCUGAAUACCUUGUAUCAACUGGUUAUACCCAGCCCAAUAAGUUAUGCAUUGAAGGUGGAAGCAAUGGUGGACUUCUAGUAGGGGCCUGUAUAAAUCAGAGACCUGAUCUUUUUCGCUGCGCACUGGCACAUGUGGGUGUUAUGGAUAUGUUGCGAUUUCACAAGUUCACGAUAGGUCAUGCUUGGACCUCAGAUUAUGGUUGCUCAGACAAGGAGGAAGAGUUUAACUGGCUUAUCAAGUACUCGCCACUGCAUAAUGUGCGGAGACCAUGGGAGGAGUAUCCUGAUGAGUCAAUUCAGUACCCAUCAACCAUGCUGUUGACAGCUGAUCAUGAUGAUCGUGUUGUACCAUUGCACUCUUUGAAGCUGCUGGCGACCCUGCAGUAUGUUCUCUGUACGAGCCUAGAAAAAAGCCCCCAGACAAACCCUAUAAUAGGUCGCAUUGAAUGUAAGGCUGGACAUGGGGCAGGCCGACCAACGCAGAAAAUGAUUGACGAGGCUGCUGACCGCUACGCUUUCAUGGCAAAAAUGUUAGACGCGCAUUGGACUGAAUAGUGGCCAGUCAGACAAACGUUACACAUCAAGAGAUUAUUUCCUUUCAGCAAGGAAACAAAUACACUCAGUUUCUACGCUUUUUCCCUGGAAUAAUCUGGGGAUUCAUGUUCUAGAUGUUUAUACUUUCCGAACCGCAUAUGGGGACCCGUAAGGACUUUAUUUACAUGUCAUUUAUUUUCUAAUUCUAUACACGAUGGAAAACACUUUCGGGAUCACGGAGUUGCUAGUAAAAUUUGUGGCUUUUAUUGCACAUUUUAUCAUAA
This is a messenger RNA of Prosopis cineraria, 2800 nucleotides long. RefSeq lists its product as uncharacterized. Gene Ontology annotation, biological process: proteolysis. The record is from RefSeq and is a predicted model, not a curated record. Gene Ontology annotation, cellular component: cytosol. The transcript is spliced from 12 exons. Bases 33 to 2537 code for a protein of 834 amino acids. NCBI's taxonomy places the organism in Eukaryota, Viridiplantae, Streptophyta, Magnoliopsida, Fabales, Fabaceae. Gene Ontology annotation, molecular function: serine-type endopeptidase activity; oligopeptidase activity.